AUGUCUUUACUGUUACAAUAUAAUGACUUGAAUAACGUGAAGCCGAUAAUUUUAGACCAUAUCUAUCAUCGUUUCAAUCCAGGCUACACUCGAUCUAAAGAAUAUAUUGUCACAGAAUGGCCAAUGAAUAAGACUAUAUCUGACAUUUGGUCCCUUAUAUACGAUCACAAUUGCAAUUCUGUGGUCAUUCUCGGAGGAAUUCCCGAUAAUAAUAAAAAUUAUCCCCAAUUCUGGCCCAAAGAGAGCGUCAAAUGCAAGAAAUACGGACCAAUAUUUUCAGUGGAGACGAUGUCCACGAAUAGUCCUCCGAGUAUCAACUCGUGGGUCUUCAAAAUCAAUAAAAAGGUGGCCUCUUUGACAGAACUCAUGGCCGGUAUUAAAGCUGAGCCCAAAGUGACCCAGAUAUUUGAGUUCAAGUCGUGGCCGUACGGACACAAAGUGCCCGCCUCUACCAAUGCCUUAGUCGAGUUGAUUCAUAUGGUUGAGCGCUGGAGACAACGCACCGCUUAUGGACCCGUACUCGUCAUAUCCGCAAAUGGCAAAUCUCGGGUUGGAGUGUAUUGUGCGGCUAAUCUGGCCAUUGAACAGGUGGUCGCUCACGAAGAAGUGGACAUUUUUAAUGCUGUGAAGACUGUGAGGCGACACAGACCGGCACUCAUUGAAAAUAUUACUGAAUACAAGUAUUGCUAUGACCUAACCCUACAUUACCUAAUGAACUCUGGGGCAAACUUUUAA
Messenger RNA from Oppiella nova, 735 nucleotides. The record is from the annotation of a GenBank genome assembly. NCBI's taxonomy places the organism in Eukaryota, Metazoa, Arthropoda, Arachnida, Sarcoptiformes, Oppiidae.